UACAGUAAACACUCCGCGCUAACCCACCUGCGUGACUUGCACAAAUCGGUUGGGCGUCAUUUCAUGCAGAAAUACUUCCGCGACGGAUCCGGGCUGCAAGCUUUCUAACAUCGCCGUUCCCUCAUCACACGGAAUUGGAUGCAUCACUGGAGUGUACCAGAACAGCGGCAUCACAUCUGUACCAUAGGAAGGUUUCAUCCGAAACAUGAAGGGUCUUCUGUUCUUCAUGUUAAUCGGUGCCGUCUGCCAUGGCAACCGAAACGUUACCAUGACUACAGCAUCGAACAGGCGGCCUACCCUCAGCAACAAUGGCGACAUACUCGUCGGUCGCGGUCAGCUUUACGUGUGUGCACUUCAAACUUCUAUUUCAACAUACACCUGUAUGUGCUCACAAAUAUCUGCCUUAUCCAUUGUUAAUGUUGACUUUUUCGAUACAACGGUCACUCAGCUGCUCGUAGAUUGUAGAUACAAAAUCAGCAGCUACCAUUUUACUGUUUUUGACAAGCUACCGUCGUUCAUAAAGACACUGCGUAUAUUGGAUUGUUUUGAAGCGGAAAUAACAAAGGAAGUGUUGGCCGGAUUGGCAGAUGUUGAGUUUCUAGAUAUAGGAAACAGCAUUUCGCUUUUCACCGAUGGCUAUGAUCAACACACUGAAUUCUCUCGUAUAAAUGAACCUCUAGAUCCAGUAAGGUUGGACCAGGAUCUUUUUUCGUCCGUACCACAGUUAAAGAAACUGUCACUGCAUUGGCUAUACCUGGAUACAUUUCCAGAGGCCAUCUAUCACCAAACGAAUGGGCAAGCUCCCCUUAUGAACUUAGAAGAAUUGGACCUUUCUUUUAACGACAUACCCGAAUUAAUGCCGGAGUUUUUCAACAACAUGCCAAAGCUUAGAUCGCUUGACAUGUCGGUCAAUCGAAUAAACAACAUGUCUGACUCAUUUGCAAAUAUGCCAAAUCUCCAAAAUCUGUAUAUCAGAGCUAACUUCCUGGAUACUUUGGAUGGUUCCCCCUUCGAAGCCUUACCAGGGCUAGGCACACUAGUUCUAUCCUUAAUGGGUCCAGUCAGAAAUGUAACAUUACCCGGACCCGCAGGUCUGAAGUAUCCUACUAGAGGAUCCCUUCAGUUUAUAUAUCCAUGUUCGUUUGAUGGGCUGUCGAAUCUCAGAAUACUUGAUUUGCAUCACCAUAGUAUUCUGACGAUACAAAACGGAACGUUUCUGCAUCUUGGUAGCCUUGAACAAUUGGAUCUAUCCGUGGGACUUCUAUCAGCAAUCGAAGAGGACGGGUUUGAAGGGUUGCAGUCGCUAAUAUCGUUGGACCUGAGCUACAAUAACUUGUCACACAUAGGAAUUUCACCCUUCAACAGUUUGCCAGCAUUACGUUCACUGAAUCUUGAAGGGAACUACUUAGAGUCACUAUCAGACGAAGUAUUUCUUGGUUCACACCUUUUGACAUCUUUAAAGCUUGGCUACAACCAUCUCACUGAUAUUUCCAUGGACGCCUUUAAGCCUCUUGUUAGAUUAGAAUCGUUAACACUUCAUCAUAAUUCUCUGACGUCAGUCGAGGGGUUUCUUUCGGGCUUAUUGUCUAAAUAUUGUGAAGAUAUCGACAUUUCAUUCAACAACGUAUCAACUCUAGAUGCAUCCAUUCUGCCAUCACUCGCAGUAGCUGAGAGAACGGUCACUCUGAAUCUGUCACACAACUCACUGACGACAGUUUAUGCCACCAACUCGUACUUUGAUAUAAGUGAGAGUCAGUCAUCAAAGCAACUCAUACUCACACUAGAUUUGCGCUGGAACAGACUGCUAUCUAUUCCAUUUCGACUUGAUAGAUUCAGCUUUUUCAGUUUGCCCAGGCUUGUCAUAGACAAUAAUGAUCGCUAUAGAUACGCCAAAAUUGGCCUGCAUCACAGGUUGACGGUUCUAAUGCGUCAUAACCCAGUCAUAUGUGAUUGCGGGAUAUAUGAGCUCUUGCAGAACAUUGGAACUGCCCAAAAUGGAGCUUUGUACACAAAUACAGACUUUAAAGAGAUGACGUGCCAGGCACCUGAAAACUUGUGUGGAAUAAAGCUCGAAGAUCUCAGCCCAUCUCAAACAUGGUGUCAGAAGUGGGACUGUCCUUCUACUUGCGGUUGCAUGGUUCAAGGUGAACAAAAUUCUACUCUUUCCCCUUGGAAUGAACUUUUUGACUGUUCAGAAAGGAAUUUAUCUGUGGUUCCUAACGGGAUUCCAAGUUCAGCAACAAUCCUUCAUUUCGGACGGAACAGCAUUAUGAGAAUUGAGAAAACUGCCUUUAUGGAAGCUCCGAUAACCAGAGAGUUGUAUCUUAGCAAAAAUAACAUCACAAAAAUUGAUUCGAUAUCGUUUAGCCACAUUCCAUUGUUGGAAAUUCUCUAUUUGGACGGAAAUAACUUGGAGGAAAUCACAGGACAUCAGUUUAUGUAUUUAGAAAACUUGCGAGAGCUGUACCUGAACAGAUCCGGGGUUAGAGCUGUUCAAAAGGACGCCUUUCGGCAUUUACCAUUAUUACAAGUAUUGCAUUUAGGACACAACCUAUUGAAAGCUCUGUCAAAUGAUUUGUUCUCUGAUUUAACAAAUUUGCAACACUUGUCCUUAUGGGGAAACUUCUUCGUAUGUGAUUGUGAUAUUCUGUGGCUCAAAUACUGGAUGCUGAACACAAAAUCGAUUCUGAGUGAGGGAAAUGUCACAUGUACACAUGAACAAAACCAAGUUCAAGAAAAUGUCGGAUCUCUUUCGUCAGAUAUCCUUCAUUGUGAUCUUGCAAACGCAGAGAGAAAGAGCAGGAUUACCAUUGGUUUCUCUAUUGUCGUUGUUCUCCUGUCUUUACUGAUAUUAGUUGGGAUAGUGCUGCAUAAGAGGAAGGAAGACCUACAAGUUUACCUCUAUGCACGGUACGGAUGGCGAUUCAAAGAAGAGCGGGAAAACACGGACAAACCUUACGAUGCCUUCUUGUCCUACAGUCAACAUGACCUAGACUUUAUCCUUCAGCACAUGUUACCAGGCCUUGAAAGUAGAGAUCCUCCUUUCCGAGUCUGUCUUCACCACCGUGACUUCAUUCCGGGUGUUCCUAUUGCUGAGAACAUUUUGACCGCGGUUGAGGAGAGUAGACGAACCAUCGUGGUUGUCUCUAGAAACUUCCUAGACAGCGAUUGGUGCCAGCUGGAAUUUCAAGCUGCGCAUGCGCAGGUUUUACGGGAUUGCGCCAAUCGUUUGAUCAUGAUUCUCCUGGAGGAAAUAUCUGUUGACGACGCCCCUCCAGAAAUCAAACACUACAUAAAGACGCACACGUAUCUAAGGUGGGGGGACGAACGGUUUUGGGAACGGCUGGUUUACGCCAUGCCCCGACCAAGGCAACCCGAGGAGCUAGUUCGAAACAUGGAACAAGAACCUUCUGAAAUACGCGUCGCACUUCAACAAACCACUACGGUUUAACAUGAUAAAUAAAUAUGUAAAUACAAACGUUUUAAGGAGCUUUGAAAAUUUUAAUGAUAAAAUUCUCUGUAUUUCAAUAUACAAGUUUUCAUAUAUCAUUUUCUUUGUAGAAUGAAUUAUGAAUACAUAUUGUUUCUCUUUUACAAUUAGGAUCUUCUUGCAUCAAUGUGUUGCAACAUAUGUUAUAAUCAUAUCUUACAAUAUAAACAUCAUACAGGUUAAAGCAACAUAAAAUAGCUACAAAUUGUAGCUGUUUACCUGACAUUCUGUUCUAUCAUUCAAUUAUUUACAUCCAUUAUUAAGAUACUCAGAAUAUAUACAAGAUCUGCAGCUGAAACCAACUUACGAUUAUUUUUAGUUUGUUCUGCGGGAUCCAAGAUUACUUACCCUAGCUAGAAUCUAGUUUGUUCCCAGGGCCUACACAGGGCAGCUUUUUGUACAUUUUUGACAUCUUAAGAUAAUGCAUCAUAAACAGCACAACUAAACAUUGAAGCAGACCUGGAUUUUGUUACAACCUACAUAAUACGUUAUCAGCAUCUUUCGAAUGAGUUUGUUAACACGGCGGUCCGAAUCACGGAUAAAUGUGUAUUUUAUGGUACCAAUAGUCACAGGCGACAUUGUAGAGUAGAUCUGGAUGGGUUUUUAACCAUAUAUUGUACUUUUCGAUGGAAGCAAUAAAAACAUGAAAAGUUGUUA
Branchiostoma floridae (Florida lancelet) is the source of this 4147-nucleotide messenger RNA. Its product is annotated as toll-like receptor Tollo. Gene Ontology annotation, biological process: toll-like receptor signaling pathway; immune response. The record is from RefSeq and is a predicted model, not a curated record. Gene Ontology annotation, cellular component: membrane. Lineage: Eukaryota; Metazoa; Chordata; Leptocardii; Amphioxiformes; Branchiostomatidae. The transcript is spliced from 2 exons. Gene Ontology annotation, molecular function: protein binding; transmembrane signaling receptor activity. Bases 206 to 3451 code for a protein of 1081 amino acids.